AUGAAGAGAUCAUCCGCUGAACGAUUGUUGACCUGGUGUAAAACAUCCUCAAACCAGAUCACUCACCAUCCAAGAUGUCGAUUUCCACAUAUCAACAACCAAGUUCGACAACAGAGUGUUUGGUCUAAAGAGAACAUUGUUCGAAGUCCCAUUGCUAAUGCUGACAUACCCAAUGUCUCCUUCUCGGAGUACAUCUUCUCUAGAUGUGAUGAAUUCAAAGACAAUACAGCUGUGAUAGAUUUUGAAUCGGGAAGAAACUAUAGUUAUACUGUAAUGAAAGGGGCAGCUAUAAAGGUAGCCAGUGCUCUAACUAGGCUGGGGUACAAGAAGGGUGAUGUUAUAGCAGUCUACAGUGCCAAUGUACCAGAAUAUUCUAUUAUAAUGCUAGCAGCAUCUUCUAUAGGAGUUAUUGUCACCCCGGCCAAUCCUUCAUACACUCCAGGAGAACUAGCAAUACAGUUAGAGCAUUCCAAAGCCAAGGCAGCCUUUACCAUCCUUCCUCUGUUACCAAAUUUAAAAGAAGCCAUCAACAGCAAACAGUCCUUAGCAUCAAGUGUCAAGGAAAUCUUUAUACUCGGCGAAGCAGAAGGUUGUCGUCCAGUGUCAGAACUUCUAAAAGAUGACGGUACCAUGUUUCCUGAUGUUUCUAUAGAUCCUAAAAACGAUAUUCUGAUUUUACCCUAUUCCAGUGGUACCACAGGGCUACCGAAAGGAGUGAUGUUAACACAUCAUAAUUGUAUAGCUAACCUGUAUCAAGUCAAAUUAGCAGUAGACAUAAAACAAGGAGUGGACAGAUUUUUAGGAAUUUUACCAUUUUAUCAUAUUUAUGGAAUGAUACCAGUACAGUUUGGUGCUAUAGAUAAUGGUUGUCCUCUUAUAACACUGCCUAAAUUUGAUCCACCUGUAUUCCUUAGAGCUUUACAAGAACAAAAGAUAUCUAUUCUUCACGCUGUUCCACCAAUUCUAUUGUUUAUGGCCAAACACCCCUCAGUAUCUAAAGAAUGUGUACAAAAUUUGAAAUAUAUUGUAAGUGGUGCUGCUCCUCUAGGUGUUGGUCUGUCAAAAGAAUUCACAGAAAGACAUGAACUUCCGAUCUACCAAGGUUAUGGUUUAACAGAAACAUCUCCUGUGAUAGCUAUAGAUAAUCCACCUGCUAAAUUAGGAUCUAAUGGUCCUGUCGUCUGUAACUCUACAGCCAAGGUUAAAGAUGUGGAGACAGGAAGAAGUUUGGGGCCAGGUGAAGAAGGUGAGAUAUGUAUCAAGGGUCCUCAAGUGAUGAAAGGUUAUCUGAAUAAUCAACAGGCUACAAAUGAUAUGAUAGAUAGCGAUGGUUGGCUACAUACCGGUGAUAUUGGUUACUUCUGUGAGGAGGGGAACCUGGUUAUAGAGGACAGACUCAAAGAGUUGAUCAAAUAUAAAGGAUUUCAAGUACCGCCAGCUGAACUCGAAGCUAUUCUGCUGACUCAUCCUAGUGUCCAAGAUGCGGCUGUUAUCGGUGUUCAGGAUGCUGGUACUGGGGAACUUCCCAAAGCUUUUAUUGUCAGGAAACCAAAUACAGACGUUCAGGAAGAUGGUAUCUUGAAAUUUGUAGAAGAGAAAGUUGCUCAACACAAAAGAUUACGGGGUGGUGUCGAAUUUAUCGAUGUUAUUCCAAAAUCACCCAGUGGCAAAAUUCUCCGUCGUCAAUUAAGAGAAUAACUUAUUUCUAUCUCAACACAAAGAUCAAAGGCAGCCUGUUUCAGAAAUUCGUCGAAGAUUUUUUUUAUAGAAAACAAUUAACGAAACAAGGAUUUUGUUGCCUUUAUCCUUUUUACUAUCUGUUUUUAACCCCAUAAAUCAUCUUUACGUUAAUUCUAUAUUUAGAAUAUUAACAAACAAUCAUGAAAUAAUAUUGUGGCAAUGUUUACCACUUUAAAACUAUCUGUGUAUUUUGUUGUUGGGUUUUUUUAUUAUUUUUUUUAAUGAGUUUUAGAUACCUCAUCUUUACGUGAACUUUUAUAUUUUAAAUAAUAAUGAAAUAAUUUUGUGGUCACAUUAAACCACUUUUAAAUUUUUCUGUGUUUUAGUUUUUUAAAUGAGUUAUAGAUACCUCUUAUUUUCGUUAAAUUUUUAUUUUAGAUUUUAAUGAAAUCUUUAACAU
Molecule: messenger RNA, 2140 nt
Organism: Lottia gigantea (owl limpet)
Lineage: Eukaryota; Metazoa; Mollusca; Gastropoda; Lottiidae
Exons: 11
Coding region: 1-1698 (565 amino acids)
Molecular function (GO): CoA-ligase activity
Source: RefSeq, a predicted model, not a curated record